UUCGCGUUGCAAAAUGCUCUUGUGUUGUUUGUGUUUGUGAUUGUAAAUAAAGGCCAAACAGUCAGCGGGAAACGUUAAGACCAACCUUUUGGGCCAGGCGAGAAUGUAACACCUUGACGGAAAGCAAACAGCUCCCACAAAGUGUUCAAUUAAACCAAGUGACUCGACUUUUAUCCGCGGAGCAAGAGACGUCGAAAAAGGAAGGUGGGCAGGAAGUGGGAAGUGUGAUGAAUGACAACAAAAAAAAGUGUGUAUUGGCCAAAAGAAGCUCGCAUCAGUGGCAACAAAAACGACCAUUCUCUCACACAGACGGUGCUCUUUAAACGCUGCCGCUCUCCCUCUCUCUCCUUCGUACUCACACAAUUAAGCGACGGCGACGCGUCUCUUGCAAACUUUUUAAAGCGGACGCCAGCGAUAUUCGGUCUCAUUUUCGAUGUGGAACGGUAAAGAACCUGUGUCGCUUCCGCCGCGGUUCGCGAAAAUAACACAAAAAUAGCCUUAUAUUUUUUGCUCAAUCAAAUAAGCCACUGCGAUUGUGUGCGUCUGUGUAUACAGGAAGAGAUCAGAUAGAUCAGAAGCAGUGCAAGAAAGAAAAGUGCAAAGCGAAAGUUUUGAUUGUGCAGCAUCCGCUAUCUCGCUUUGGCAGGCGCGCGUGUAACGGUAAACGCCUCUCUCGCCCCAACAACAACAACAAAUAACACAUUCCAAGGAAAGCGAAAAGUCGCGCUUGUUUGUGUGUGUGUGACUGUGUGUGCUUUAUUUCCAUUUAAAAAAUUCGAUAUUCGAUCUUUGAUUUGGAAUUCGAUUGGCCAGAUGUGUUUAUUCAAUGAUUGCGCACACUGUGUGUUAUUAUGGCCUUAUUGAAUAAACUCUUCUUUCCGUCGGCAACACCAACAACACCCGCGAAUUUAGCGGCAGCGCCCACGUUGACCGCAGCAGCAGCGCUAAUUAAUAGCCAAACAACAACUACAGGAACAACAGCAGCAACAACAACGCCAACUUUGCCGGCACGUACAACUCACGCCUCUGCCGGCGUCGCUGCCACGGCCGGCAAUAGUUCGUCGUCCGCAAAAGCUACAAAACAAACUUCGCGAAAUUAUCUAAGUCGAUUCCCCUUUGAGGGCAGCCAGGUGCGAGUUCUGCUCUACAAGGAGGAUGACAGUCGGCGGCUGCUCUUCGACUCGAAUGCCCUGCAGAAGGUGACGCACAGGGAUCCAUCGGCCACAUCCGCAUCCGCAUCAUCAUCCUCAUCCUCCGCGACGAAUGCCAGUGGAAAGUUCCUCAAAAACGAGAAGUACACGUCGCUGCAGAAUGGCAAGAUUCAGGCCAAGGCACAUUCCACCAACGGCAGCAACUUCAUCGAUGUGUGCGCGGAGUAUGGCUAUAAGCACAAUCGACCUUGUGGAGCGGACAUCACCCCGCUGGGCGAGAUGGUGUUCGGCUCGCUGCCGAUGUCCUUUUGCGGAACGGCCCUCAAGGUGCACUGGCUGCCGGAACCGGCCAGGAUCCUCUGCUCCCAGGUCUACCUGACUCCGACGAGCAACGGAGGAUCUGGAUCGGGUUCGGGAUCUGGUCACUCGCCCUACUCCACGCUCUCCACGAACAGCUUGGCGACGCCGCGCAGUUCGAUCUGCAGCGAGCACGGCUCCAUGGACGGCCUCUCGAUGAACUCGUUCUCAAUGCCCUUUAGUGUGAGUGUGGGUCGCCAGAUGAGCCUGACGCCACCGCUGGAUGUUCCGGCGGCGCCUGCGGAUCAGCACUCUCUGUCCAUACACUCGGUGGACUCGAGUGGACCGCGCUACUCCUCCACGUACAGCACGGCCACGGAUUCGGGGUAUUCGGCCAGCGGGAGUGGCAGUGCAGCUGGCGGGGAUCAGUGGUCGUACCAGUACUCCUCGACGCGGAGCAGCUUGGGCAGCGUGCUCUCCGACCAGUCGGAUGCGAUGCGGAAGCUGAGCAUGGACUCGGCCUGCUACACGGGAUCCUCUCCGUAUUUGGACGGAUUUGCCAGCGACGGCUGCCUGCAGCGAAGAAUCUCGCGCAACUUGCGCACCUCCUUCGAGAACGAGCAUUCCAAGAACGAUUUUAUUGGCUUUCUCAGCGACAACUACGCCCUGGGUGGACAGGCGGGGGCUUCGGGUGGCGCUGGUGGAGCUGGAGGCGGCAGCGAGGGUGGGGGAAUGGCGCCGCCGCAGUACAGGAGAGCCAGCUACAGUGCAAAUGAGACGCGCAGCAAUCCGGAGAUGGGCAGAAGGCAGGCGAACCUGCGGAGGCGGGCGAAACUCGGACUGGCGGUGUGCAUCUCGAUGAGCGAGUCCUUCGAGGAGGAGAUGGAGCUCUUCUGCAGCGAGCACAUUGCCCUGCUGGAAUCGAUGCUCAGUCGGCUGAGAGCCAGCACAGAGCAUGCUUAUAUAAACCACAAGAACUUUCUGCAGAUCAUGUUCCAGGCCUGGCAGGAUACUCAGCAGUGGUUCAGCGAUCUCUUCACCGCCCCGCGCAUCAAGACGCCCGUCUGGCUGAGCAUCACCACCAGCGGCAGCAAGUACUCCAAGACUGUGGCCGAGAGAUUCAUCAAGGAGCUGUGCGACCUUCUCUCCUUCGCCGAUACCAAGGACUCUAAUUUCUUCAUCAGCACCAUGCUGACGGGGAUUCUCACGCACCACUUGGGAUGGGUGGCCACCGUCUCCGCUUUUAACAGCGCCGGCUCCCGGCGAUCGGAGUCCUCCGCCUCGGCGGCGGCCAUCGAGCAGCGAGCCAAGCUGCUCCAGGUGGCCCAAAAGCAUCCAUACAACGCACUGUGGGCACAAUUGGGUGAUCUCUACGGAGCCAUUGGAAUGCCACCAAAGUUGGCACGCACCAUUGUUUGUGGAGCAGAAAAACUCUGGGUGGAGAAGCUCCUCAAUGUGCUGACCUACUUCAUCCGAUGCAGCGAAGUGCGGCGAGCGGCCAAGCGGGAGGACUUCAACAAGCAGCUGAUCAACGAUCUGGUGGCCCAGAGCCAGAACCAAAAUCAGACGGGCAACCAGGAGCGGCACAAGAGUCCGCCGACGCAGACGCGCGGAUUGAGCAGGACGGCCACCUGCAAGCAGAAUCUGAAUGCCAUUGUCGACGACACGGACGACGAGAAUGGCGAACUGAAUGGCUACGGCGGAGAGAACGAGGAUUUGGAGGGAGAUGAGUUGGACACGGGUUCCGUGGACGCUAGCGAUGGCAUGCAGACGCUGAAGAAGAACGAGAUUCCCACGGUGCUGGCCUUCCGGGACUCGCACUUUGUGCAGCAGGAGCUGCGUAUUGGCAACUAUCUGAUGGACACGGGAAUCGACAAGAAGACGCUGCUGGCGCGUCAAGCUCAACAGUACUUCCGUACAGGAAAAGAUGGUCGCAUUCGGUUGACAGUGACCACUCCCGACAACGUGGAACUCUGCAUGGAGGAGGAGCAAUCGAGUGGCACUGGUUCAGUGAGCACUGGAUCCGUGGACGAUGGCGCCAUCGAGGCGUUGGAUUACGAGGACAACGUGGAGGCGCCGCCGAAGAAGAACUUCUUUUGGAACAUGGUGCCGGUGGCGGGCGUGAAGGAGGGUCUGAGUCUCAGCGAUCUGGCCAAGCUGCAGCAGGGCAUUCGGAUCAUCAAUCGCAAGCUGGAGCGCCGGAGCAGCAGUUACUCCGUGGAGGGGAAUCCCGACCAGCAGCAGGUGAAGGCAGCGGGCGGAACUGGCGACUUUGAGCCACUGAGCCACGAGAGACGCGCGUCGCACUUGUCGCUCUCCGAUCUCAUCACCCAGAACAGCAUGGGCAAGAGCGAUCGCAUGACCUGGGGCAUUGAGCCCAUCAAGGAGAACGUUAGUCUGGAGGAGCAGAUCCACUUCGAUCACUGCCACAAGCUGAUCGAGCGGGAGCACGGCAUCUGCCGCCAGACAUCGGCGGACAAUGGCAAUGGUGUGGUCUUCGUUCUCGGCGACAAUGAACCGCUGAUCAACCUGAAGAAGAGCAGCGAGGAUCUCACCGGCGACGGGGAUGCCAACAAGCCCACUCUGAUGCUGUGUGCCCAGCAUCAGCGCACCCACGACAGGAGCAAGCACUCCGGCAUGAAGUUCAACUUCGAGCAGUAUCCGCAAAUUGCCACCAAUUACAUGAAGAGCAAGAACCUGCUGAUGUCCAACUACGAUCUGCUGAUGGACAAGGCCACCAAGCUGGAGGCCAGCGAGGCGGCGGCCGCUCUCAAGGGAAGCGACAGCACGGCCACGUUGGCGGCCAGCGGCAGUUCCACGGCAGCUCUGCCUCCGCCAGCAACUCCGGUGGCUGCGAACAGCGAGCAGUGCGUGGUGUGCAGUGGCGUUGGACUGAAUGGCUCCGCCACCUGGAACCAAACGCCCUCCAAUGCCACCGAACUGGAGUUCGAGACCGACGAGAUGCACUGCUACAAUCACAGUGGGAAUGGCAAUGGAUCCAGUUCCAAGGCGCUGCAGUCGGUGAACUCGGCUGCCUCCAUUGACACGCUAAAGUCUUCGGUUGCCGCCGAACCUUUGAGUCCCGCGAUCCCCACUCAAAUGCAGACCACGUACAUGCGGAAGCAGCAGCCCAAGCGAUUGCCUUCUGGGAGGAGUUCCGUCUCCUCGGUGGCCGCCAAGUGUGCGGCGGUGAAUGUGUCGCAGCAGGUGCUAAAGCUUCCCGUGCCGGGCGUCAAGGAGCUGCCGCAGGACGACGACUCCCCCGGCGAUCAACUGCGGGCCGGUUUCAUUCCCUCGCUGCUGCUGAGCGUCAGCGAUCAUUACGUUUCCGACAUGGUUCUCCAGGGCACCUGUGCUCCUCCAAAUAAGUGGGAAAUGCAUCUGCGCGAGGAUCUUGCACUUGCUGCUCGUUCCGCAUCACUAAUCUCGCAACCAGCGGAGAACAUAGCCAUUGUGGCGGACAUGGACAAGUGGGAUGUACGGCUGAUCUCCUCGCAAACGCAGCAGUUUCCGUACGCCGGAGGCCAGAGUUCGCCGGUGGGAAUGUCCCAACUCGUGUCCAGUAUGCUGGAAACCGUGCAGGCGAUGCAUGCAGGAGGAAUUCCUGCCUAUGAGUGCCUGUCCUUUUUGGAGUCAAAGCUGCAGGAAAUCUAUCUGCAAUCGGAGACUUUGGCAGCAUUCCUGCUGGAAACGGAUCCCUGCCGACUGAGCGACAUCACCAAUCCGCUGCAGCUCUCCGAGAACGAUGUUCCAUUGCUGCUGUCCAUCGCAUACAUACACACCCCGAAGAUCAGCCGCAAGUGCGGCAUUAGCUUCCGGUGACGGACCGUCGCCGUCUGCUGAGCCAAGACAUUGCCAACACAUUCUUCAACCACACACCACAACCUUCAGCGAGCUCUCCUCAUGCAUCAUCCAAAGCGAAACAAGCAAAUACUCCAGCGAAUUUUAGUUUCACUGAUUUUGUGAUAUAUUUAUACGUGUAUGAAUCUAGCGCUUAAAAGCAUGAUACGUUAGUGAGCCAUAGCUUAGCCUUAGCCCUCGAACCAAACCGAUUUGAUCUGAUCCAAUCCGAUUCGAUUUGAUUCGAUCGGAAGAGAACUGGAAACUUUUAUAAUCGCCCGGUGUAAACGGGUCGUUCAUCGAAAUUUACCACAUCCACUCAUCGCGGUCACAUGAAGAAGUAUUGUAAAUUAUCUGGGUUAGAAUUAGCCGGGCCAGAUUGCGUUGGCGAUGGCGUUGCUGACUAUAAUGAUGACGACUCCGGCUUAGCGGCACUCGAAACGGCCUGCUAUCGGAUCGAUCGAUCGCCAAAACAUAUCUUGCCCCGCCCCACACACUUUUGUAGUGCUUGAUUUAGAUUUAAUAAUUUAUGACAGCAAUAGGAUAAUCGUAUAACUAAUUGUAUAAGUUUACAAUAACCUAGGGAAGCAGUGAAGCUAAUAAAUUAAUAUUUAACGCAUACGAGAAGCAACUAGAAAUCAAAUCAAAAUAUGUAUUUAUAUUUUUGAAGGAAUGAAUAUACACCUAUUUUAAAAUGAAA
Messenger RNA from Drosophila ficusphila, 5988 nucleotides. Its product is annotated as folliculin-interacting protein 1. The record is from RefSeq and is a predicted model, not a curated record. Lineage: Eukaryota; Metazoa; Arthropoda; Insecta; Diptera; Drosophilidae. The transcript has 7 exons. Bases 852 to 5270 code for a protein of 1472 amino acids. Gene Ontology annotation, molecular function: ATPase inhibitor activity; protein-folding chaperone binding. Gene Ontology annotation, cellular component: cytoplasm.